Vanessa atalanta (red admiral) is the source of this 5706-nucleotide messenger RNA. RefSeq names its product ankyrin repeat and BTB/POZ domain-containing protein 2. Gene Ontology annotation, molecular function: protein heterodimerization activity. Bases 19 to 4932 code for a protein of 1637 amino acids. NCBI's taxonomy places the organism in Eukaryota, Metazoa, Arthropoda, Insecta, Lepidoptera, Nymphalidae. The record is from RefSeq and is a predicted model, not a curated record. The transcript is spliced from 24 exons.
CGGUGCGCUCGCGUAGUCAUGCUGUGCUCUGCGCGUUGCUCGUGCUUUCUAUGUCGCGAGCUCCAGUCCUGCCACGCCGCUGACGCCCGAAAACCGCCCGCGAAACACAACAUGUGUGAUAAUUUUAUACUCAGGAAGGCGGAGGCCUGGGAACCCAUGAAAUUCAUUCGUGGAGCGGCAAGACUCUCAGUACGACACUGGCAGAGCCGGGAACCGCUCGCACCUGCUAAAUCUCGUGUGUCAUCUCAUAAAUCAACCAGCUGUGAACAAUUAUAUCAGCAACCAGUCGAAGAUACCGGGCCCUUCGCUAUGCGCAAAGCACCUAGCACCGAUCGUGUUAAACAAACCGAACAUAAGCCUCUGUUUAAACUUCUAGGGAACUCGCGUUCUAAAAAAAAUAACAGUGACAUUCAAGAAUCAAAUUUCCGUCGAAGCGUUCUUAAUUUCAGAAAAAACGAAGCACCGAGUUCCAAAAACAUUCACGAAAAAUACAUACCUUUGAAACGAGCUUCGUCACCUCCGGAACAUAUUUACAGCGAACCAAAGCAGUGGAACUCGCAAUACGAUGAAUGUUGCCGACCUCCUGUGUAUCAAAGCGUUGAAAAAAAGAUUGCAGCUAAUAAAGAAGCUGCAGAUAAAAAGAUUUAUACUAAUCGUCCUCCUUGUUAUGAUGAAUUGACUGAGAGACUAUCUCAUGACAAGUCAAGGAAAGCCAACAUCCCUCUCACUGAAGGAGGUUUGGCUAAUAAAAUAACUCAAAAUAAUAACAAAGUAGUUAUAUAUUUCGGAGAUUCCAUAAUUCGGAAACACACAGAACAGAAAAAAGAAGAAAAUAGACAGAAGGAAAUCACGAACCAAAAAGAAGAAGCAAUAUACGUUAAUCGACAAAUAGUUGAGUCUGAAAAUUUGGAACCAAACAAAGAUGUGGAUAAAGGUGGAGGAACUCAACUAGUUUCCGAAGUCGAAGUACCGGAGGCUAUUUACUCUGAAAUCAAAACCGAAGAUCUUAAAGAAACUCACGACAUUGUAACUGUAAACGAUGCGACUUAUAAAAAAGAUAUUUUUGAAUCUGUGAGUCCAGAUGGAUUUUUAGUAGUAGAGUUUGAAGGUAAUUUUGAAAGAGCUCGUCAGUUAGUCGAGCUAGUGCAUGGAGGACGAGUUGACCACAAUGAGGCUACGGUGUUAGAUGAGGAUGAGCAGUGUGACUGGAGCUUCAUUCAAGAUUGGAGAAAACGGCCGUCGAGUGGAUGCCGGCCGUCUGAAGAAGGCGCGUGGUGCGCGAGCGUGUCAGGAGCGCGCGCGUUGCGCGUACGUGUAGCAGGUGCAGCAGCCGCGCAUGCGCGCCGUCUUUCACCGCCACCGCACGCGCACCGCGCUACCACGCCACCUCCGCCGGCGGAACCGCCUUCUAAACCAAAUGUAGAAGAUCAGCCCCCUACGUCUCCAGAGGCACCAACUGCUGCACAACUGAAGCCAGUGAGCGCUGUGUCUCAGAUCACAGUAGCCAGUUCUCCGGUGCGCAGCGCUCCAGUACAGAGUAGCUAUGCACUGGAACGACGGACCAAGCAUGACCAUCGGCCUGUGGAGACAGCACCAGUGCAGAAUGGUGUACGUGAAUGCAAUAGCAGUUCGGAUGAGAAUAGGUCGUCAGGGCACGCGUCGAUGUCGGACAGCGGUGGUGGAGAAGCGGGCCGGGAUGAGCCGCGCAGAUCAAGACAACCGCCGCACGCAAGAACAAAACACCGACCUCAUAAUAAGUUACAGUCACCUUGGCCGGGUGGAGGCGGUCUGGAGGACAUCAGGUCAGCGAUCAAACAGCUGACGCUUCGAUCCCGUGACAGCAGUAGCACAGCGACCAGUGGUGCUUCAAGUGCUGGUGGUGGCAGUAAUAAUGGAGCCCCAGAGGGUGGCAGUGUCGGUGACGCUCGACGAAGACGUGCCCCACUGGUGCGUCAACCCUCACUUGACACGGUCUGCACAAACGUCACGAGUGCUGAUGAAUUCGUGUGGGUGGACUCACAUAAUAGACUAGUAGAGCUCCGAUGCGUGCCUUGGACGGCAGGCGAGGUCAGCCGCGCACUGCAAACGGGCCGCUGUCGAGAGCUCACCGCGAGGAUGGCGCCCGAUGCACCACCGCGACUUGCUUAUUUAUUACAAAGAGCGUUAGUCCGGAUCGCGCGGGAGGCUCAACGUCUGUCGCAGAACUUUGGCUUCUGUUCCAAGCACGAGGUAGCUGGCGCCUUCCGGAUCGUACUCAGCACUCCGCUUGCUGACGCUUGCAUCAAGGGUUGUCAACGAGCAGCUACGAUGUACGCGACAUCUGGCAGUGCAGCACGACGGCUCGGCUCAGCGGCGCGCGCACGCACUUGCCUCGCACCCGGACGCUUUCAGCGCUGGAUGCUGGACGUACGCGUCGCAUCCUUCGUGCACGAAUACGCGGCAAUCUAUCUCUGUGCGGGCGUGGAAACGCUUUUAGAGGAGAUAGCGCUAAUAGCUGGUAGUAGUGCAGCCGCGUUGCCCAUUACGCCAGCAACCAUCGACCACGCAGUCGCCACAUGCGCGGAUCUGUGGGGCUUGCUUCAACCAUAUAGCCACUUAAACGCAGGAAGAGUAGCAUCAGGAGCGUUAUCCCUCUCAAGAUGGGAGUCCAUGAGUUCUUUAGGUUCUGGUUCAUCCUCAGGAGCACCACGACCAGAGCACCGGCAGUUGGGGUUGAGCCACGAUUCAGGAAUAACCACUAAUGGUUCUGGGGGAUCGGGUGCAUCCGCCGGUUCUAACAACAGCGGCGGCUCAGGUACAUCAGUGUUAUUGACUACGUGUGCGGGAUCAGCAGCAGAACUGCGAGCAGUACUGCGGCAGGUGCAUCCACGGCACCCGCCUCUGUCGCCCGGUGCAGAGCAAGCUCUAUACUACUUUAUGCGAUGUUCACAGUUAGAACACACAUCCAGCGGCGCAUCGGGCGCAUCAGGCGCGGGUUGUGCGGGCGCAGGUGGGGCGGGGUUGUGGGGGGAGCGCGGUGCGGGCGCAUUGCCGCCACUGGGUGAGUGGGUGCGUGUGGCACGCGCACACGCCACCUUACGCCCGCCUCCCGCAGUGCCUGACGCUGAUGACGUGCUGCAAGCUGCGAGACUACUACUGCCGCAUGCUGAUUGUCCGCCACGGCCUGUCACUCUAGAGGAGGCGAUAGAACCAGCGUGGUCGCGUUGUCAACGGACACCAGACGAAUUGAGUCGGGCGGCAUUAGGUCUGGCACAACGAGCAUUACUAAGCGGUCGACCUGAGUUGGUGGGUGGAGUACGAGCGCUCCUACCGCCCGCCGGCAUCGAUGCAACUGAUGCAUCGGGCCUAACAGCACUGAUGAAAGCCUCGCUAGCCGGUGACGAGCAAGUCGUUGCCAUGCUGCUAGAAGCGGGCGCGGAUCCCAACGUAGAGACCGGGGGCGCAGCAGCUCAGCACUGUGCAUUGUUGUCGCCACGAACUCCCGCACUCACAUCGCACUCAGCGUCCCCUCCCAGUCCUGGAUACACGCCGCCUACCGCCGGAUGGACCGCCUUAGUAUACGCGUGUAGCGGCGCGGGCGCGGUGGAGGUGGCGCGUCGCUUGCUGGCGGCGGGUGCGCGCGUGGACGGCGCUCCCGCACGAGGCGACGACGUGUGUACGCUCACUCCAUUACAGAUGGCGUGUGGCGUCGGCAAUUUAGAAUUGGUGCAGUUGUUAUUAUCCCACGGCGCUGACCCCUUCCUCUCGACGCAACUCAAUGAUGCUUUGUGCUACUCUGCAGCGGCACAGUAUGGGUGUUACAGCGCGGUCGCGGUGUGCUGCACUCACGGUCGACGUGCGAGCUUGCGCGCUGCGGUGCGUGGCGGCACGCGCGCUGGCGGCGGCACCAUUCUGUCGCUGGAGGAAGUGCUGGCGGAAGGCGCACCACCUGUCGCUGGCCGGCCACCACCCUUCACAAAGCAGCAGCAGAGGGCGCUGCAAGAUGCCAUGUAUUACGCCGCUGAGACUGAUCAUUUAGAUAUAACUCUUGAGCUGCGUGCUCUUGGAGUCCCGUGGUCUCUCCACGCCUGGACCCUAUCACUAGCAGCUGCCGCAGAAUCUUCUCUCGACCACGUGAUAGAUCAGUUGUUACAAGACUUUUUACAGGUGUGUCCGUCGGAUGACAGUCACUAUAGUAAGCAGUUUAUUUACGAGUGUCUCCCUCUGCUUUUCAACAUUUUACGAUAUAGCAAGAAGGAAGGCACAGUACUGCUGCUCGCUGAUAUCCUGUGUGCGUGUUACGGCUGGGAGCCCGUGCCUGCCGUGAUGGAGCCGCCGCCCGCCGCGCCCGCUCCUGCUCGCGUCGAUCCCUCCUACGUCAACAACCCAUCGCUGGCUGACGUCACUUUCAGGGUGGAGGGCCGAUUAUUCUACGGCCACAAGAUAGUGCUGGUGUCGGAGUCGGCGCGGCUGCGCGCCAUGCUGGCCCCGCCGCGAACGCCGCCCGACGCGCCGCCCGCCAGCGCGCCGCCACUCGUGCAAAUCAAUGAUAUUCGAUACCAUAUAUUUGAGCAAGUGAUGAAGUACCUGUACUCGGGCGGUUGUUCGGGCCUUGAUGUGGCGGAAGGCGACGUGCUGGAAGUGUUGGCUGCGGCGUCCUUCUUCCAACUGCUACCGCUUCAGAGACACUGCGAGGCGCGCGCGGCCAAAGCUGUUGACCUGCAUAACCUUGUCUCCGUCUACAUACACGCAAAGGUUUAUGGGGCAACGCAACUUUUAGAAUACUGCCAAGGUUUUCUAUUACAAAACAUGGUCGCUCUUCUAACAUACGACGAUUCAGUUAAGCGAUUGCUUUUUGGUAAAAGGUUACCAGGACACAACGUUUUGGGUGCACUGCUGACAACGCUACAAAAGAGAAUAGAGUCCAGGAAAAGCCAGGCUAAAAGUAGAUAGCAGAAGUCGUCGCCUUAACGAUCUUAUUUUCAUGAUCCUUGUUUUAUUCUUUAAUCAGCCUUCCCUUUUCUCUGGAACGAAAAGGCCGAGGGCUAUCGACAUACUUCGUCAUGAAUUCAGUUGGUUGGGCUCUCGAAAUGUAAAUUGUAUUUGAAAACUAUGGACUUUUAUUUACUGCGAGUUAUUCUAAAAAGUCUGAUUGUCACUGACGUUAUAAGGCUCUAAAUUUCUAAAAUAAUCUAAAAGUUAAAGAGAGCCUUAUAUAAUGAAUAUAAAUAUGACUCGAAUUAGAAAAGCACAAAAGUGAUGAAAAAAAAGAGGUAUUCUUUUUACGAAACAAAAAGUAUGUAGUCGUAAGAAUUUAAUAUUUAUUAAAAUACCUAAUUCAUAUUGUUUUCAAAUUGUUUAAAACUAAUAAACCAAUAUCGUUGUUAUUAUGUGUCUACGCAAGAUUUAAUAGUUAAGACUCGACUACGGAAUAGUUAAUGUUGUUGAUGCUUAAAAGGUAUGACUCUAUGGCGACUAUCGUCUGUUAAACUACAUUUAAGCGCCUUAUUAGUUGGCGCCUCGUAGAAAACUAGGCUUUAUCAAAGGUGACGUGCUCUUUGAAUCUCAAACAAAUCCACCAAACAUCCAUUUAUAUAUUUUAUAUAGAUGUACAUACAGAAAUGAAGGAAUAUAAAUUUCUAUCCUUUACCGUAGUUGGGUAAAAAUUUAAAAACGUAAAAGAAAUAAGCUUAAAGUCCGUUUGUUUUUAAAAAAAAAUUAAAUAAG